Molecule: messenger RNA, 1167 nt
Organism: Miniopterus natalensis
Lineage: Eukaryota; Metazoa; Chordata; Mammalia; Chiroptera; Miniopteridae
Gene: PMM1
Product: phosphomannomutase 1
Biological process (GO): GDP-mannose biosynthetic process; protein N-linked glycosylation; mannose metabolic process
Cellular component (GO): cytosol
Molecular function (GO): phosphomannomutase activity
Source: RefSeq, a predicted model, not a curated record
GCAGCUCGGGCGGCCGCCUCCCGCGACUCCGCCGGCCGCCCGGAGCUGCAGCCAUGGCUGUGACCGCUGAGGGCGCCCGCAGGAAGGAGCGCGUCCUCUGCCUGUUUGACGUGGACGGGACCCUCACGCCCGCUCGCCAGAAAAUUGACCCUGAGGUGGCUGCCUUCCUGCAGAAGCUUCGAAGUAGGGUGCAGAUCGGUGUGGUGGGCGGCUCGGACUACUCUAAGAUUGCUGAGCAGCUGGGAGAGGGGGAUGAAGUCAUCGAGAAGUUUGAUUAUGUGUUUGCCGAGAAUGGGACAGUGCAGUAUAAGCAUGGACGAUUGCUCUCCAAGCAGACCAUCCAGAACCACCUAGGGGAGGAACUGCUGCAGGACUUGAUCAACUUCUGCCUCCGCUACAUGGCCCUGCUCAGAUUGCCCAAGAAGCGUGGAACCUUCAUCGAGUUUCGGAAUGGCAUGCUGAACAUCUCGCCCAUCGGCCGGAGCUGCACCCUGGAGGAGCGGAUCGAGUUCUCUGAACUGGACAAGAAAGAGAAGAUCAGGGAGAAGUUUGUGGAAGCUCUGAAAACUGAAUUUGCUGGCAAAGGGCUGAGGUUCUCCCGAGGAGGCAUGAUCAGCUUUGAUGUCUUCCCUGAGGGCUGGGACAAACGCUACUGCCUAGAUAGCCUGGACCAGGACAGCUUCGACACCAUCCAUUUCUUCGGGAAUGAGACCAGCCCUGGUGGGAACGACUUUGAGAUCUACGCCGACCCUCGGACUGUGGGCCACAGCGUGGUCUCCCCCGAGGACACAGUGCAGCGAUGUCGAGAGAUCUUUUUCCCAGAGACAGCCCAUGAGGCCUGACCCUGACUCCCAAAGACCUCCACCCAGGCCUAAGGGGCACUCAGGACGCCUGUCUCACAUUACCUGCUGUGAGGCCCACCUUGACAAGGCCAGGGCCUGUGUGACGACUGUCGCCAGCAUUCAGCUCCUGGUGGGCCUGGCUAUAGCUGCUGCUUGUACUUCUGAACAGGACAGGUUUCUCUCCACACCGGAGGAGGUGUGUGUGAGUGUUGGCGCAAGACAGAGCCCGCCCUGCCUUCCUGUUGCAGUCUGGGUGCAGAGCAAUGGGGAGGGCAUGUAUUUGUAAGAACUCUAUCACAAGUAUUAAAGUUCCCACAACAAGGCA